UGCCCCGAGCCCCUGAGGGCACGGCCUGCGCUUGGCCCCGCGGAAUGCACCGGGGCGGGGGCGGCGCCCGCGGUUUCCUCGGGACGGGUUUGCCGCUGGGGAGGGAGAGGCCCCGCGCCCCGCACGGUGCUCAGCCGAGUUCCACGCCGCGGGGCUCCCCGCCACAGCAGCCCGGAGGAGCGGGCGCCAGCGGCUCCCCUCGCGCGCCGCCCCGCCCCGCCCCGGAGCCUCGAGUCCGCUGUGUGACGAUUGGCCGAAGUCCUCCCAGUCAUUUGCAUGCAGGAAAGGGGCGGGGCGGGGCGGGGCGGGGGAGGGGGCGUGUCUUCCGCUGCCUGCCCCGCCGGAGCGACGGGACUGCCCCUUCAGCGGGAAUGAGCUACCACGGGGCGGGCCGGCGCUCGCGAGCCCUAGGAGCAAGCUGGCUUCCGAGGAGCAGGCACCGGCCGCUGGAGAUGGGGCACCUCCGCAGCGCCGGGCGCGCCACCAGCCACAGGAAGCUGCAGCAUUUGUUCCUUUUCCUGCUCUUCAUUGGUCCUUUCAACUGCUUCGCAAGUUACAGCCGCGCCACCGAGCUCUUCUACAGCCUCAACGAGGGGCUGCCGGCCGGGGUGCUCAUCGGGAGCCUGGCACAGGACCUGCGGCUACAUGGAGUGGCUGCGGAGGGGCCGCCAACCCGUCGCGGGGAGCCUGCACUCUCCUUCAGCCUGGCCUCCCAGGGGCUGGGCGGCCAGUACGUGAGCCUGGACAACCGUUCAGGGGAGCUGCACACUUCAGCCCUGCAGAUCGACCGCGAGACACUGUGCCUGGAAACUGGCGCCGGCUCACCUGCCUUUCUGCCGGCGCCAUCCUCAGAGCCCUGCCUGUUGCUGCUGGAUGUGCUGGUGCUGCCCCAGGAGCACUUCCGCCUGGUGAAGGUUAAGAUUGCCAUCCGUGAUAUCAAUGACAAUGCGCCACACUUCCCCGUGCCCAACAUGCGCCUCUGGGUGCCUGAGAACGCCCCCGUCGACACCCGCCUGGCCAUAGAGCACCCGGCCCUCGACCCUGACCUGGGUACCAAUGCGGUCCAGACCUACCGCCUUCAGGAUGACUAUGGGGUCUUCACCCUGGAUGUGGAGGAGAAUGAGAGCGGGGAGAGGACCCCCUACCUGAUCGUUAUGGGGGCUCUGGACAGGGAGGCCAGAGAGGAAUAUGUCACCCUCAUCAUCGCAGAGGAUGGGGGGACCCCACCGUUGCUGGGCAGUGCCACCCUCACCAUUGGCAUCAGCGACAUCAAUGACAACUGCCCCCAGUUCAGCGACUCCCAAUUCAAUGUCACCAUCUAUGGGAAUUCCAGUGCAGGGACACAUGUGGCCACCAUCCAUGCAGUUGACCUGGACCUGGGAUCCAAUGCCCAGAUCUCUUACUCUUACAGUCAAAAAGUCCCCCAGCCAUCAAGAGACUUGUUCCACCUGGACGAAAGUACAGGAGCCAUCAAGCUCUCCAGUAAAAUCGACGGUGAUGCUCCCCGGCUCCAUAGAUUGACUAUAUUGGCCAAUGGUCCUGGUUGUAUCCCUGCUGUGAUCACUGUGCUGGUGUCCAUCAUCAAAGUCAUGUUGAGACCCCCUGAAGUGAUCCCUCGUUUUAUAGCUAAUGAAGUAGAAGGUGUGGUUUACUUGAAAGAAUUGGAGCCUGUUAACACACCGAUAGCAUUUUUUACCAUAAAAGACCCAGAUGAAAAAUAUAAAGUGGAUUGCUUUUUGGAUGGCAAUGGGCCAUUCAAACUGUCACCAUACAAACCAUACAACAAUGAAUAUUUAUUAGAGACUACAAGGCCUUUAGACUACGAGGUGCAGCAGCUCUAUGAAAUAUCAGUGGUUGCAUGGAACUCAGAGGGAUUUCAUGUAAACAAGAUAAUUAAAGUGAAGGUUCUGGACGAUAACGACAACUCACCAGUUUUCCCUCAACAACUGAUAGAAUUAUCUAUUGAAGAAAAUAAUGCUCCCAAUGUUUUUUUGACCAAAUUGCAUGCAACGGAUGCUGACAGUGGAGAGAGAGGGAAAGUCUCCUAUUUUCUAGGGCCUGAUGCCCCUUCAUAUUUUUCUUUAGAUAAAACUACAGGUGUUCUUACAGUUUCCACUCAGCUGGACAGAGAAGAAAAAGAGAAAUACAGAUAUACUGUUAAAGCAAUAGAUUCUGGAUUGCCUCCCAGAGAAUCGAUAGCAACUGUCAUCAUCACAGUGUUGGAUAAAAAUGACAAUAGUCCCAGAUUUAUCAAUAAGGAUUUCAGUUUUUUUGUACCAGAAAACUUUCCUGGUUUUGGGGAAAUUGGAGUUAUCAGUGUUACAGAUGCUGAUGCAGAGCAAAAUGGAUGGGUAGCCCUUUCAGUUGUAAAUGGAAGUGAUAUUUUUGUGAUAGAUACUGGCAAAGGAGUUUUGAGAGCUAAGGUCUCCCUCGACAGGGAGCAGCAAAGUUCCUAUGUCUUGUGGGUUGAAGCUGUUGAUGGAGGUGACCCUGCCCUGUCUUCUACUGCCAAAAUAACUAUCCUUCUUCUGGACAUUAAUGAUAACCCCCCACUGGUCUUGUUUCCUCAGUCUAAUACGUCUUAUUUGUUGGUACUUCCUUCUACUCUUCCUGGUUCUCCCAUCACAGAAGUCUAUGCUGUAGAUAAAGACACUGGCAUGAAUGCUGUCAUAGCUUACAGCAUCAUAGGUAGAAGAGGUCCACGACCUGAAUCAUUUAGGAUUGACCCUAAAACUGGUAAUAUCACCUUGGAAGAGUCACUGAUGCAGAAUGACUAUGGUCUCUACCGGCUACUGGUAAAAGUUAGCGAUCAUGGCUAUCCAGAGCCCCUGCAUUCCACAGUCAUGGUGAACCUUUUUGUCAAUGACACAGUGAGCAAUGAGAGCUAUAUUGAAAGUUUGUUAAGAAAGGAGCCUGACAUUAAUAUAGAGGAAAAAGAGCCACAAAUAUCUAUAGAGCCUACGCAUAAGAAAAUGGAGUCACCAUCUUGCGUGCCUACCUUAGUAGCCCUGUCAAUAAUAAGCUUGGGGUCAAUCACUUUAGUAACUGGGAUGGGCAUUUACAUCUGUUUAUGGAAAGGGAAAAAGCAUCACAGAGCAGAUAAAAAUUUGGAAGUACAAAUCCCACUAAAUGGAAGAAUUGACCUUCAUAUGUUGGAGAAGAAACCAAUGGAGAUUUCUAAUAUUUGAUGUUUCCAUGUGUAUAAACCAAACUGCUGUCUAACAAACCUUUGGACAAUGCUCAGAUUGGGUAUGUUGACAGCAGUUACAAUGAAGGACCACUAAUUUAUAACUUAAUAAUAUUAUAAUUGUAAAUAGGUGUUUACAGGUUUUUUAAAGUCAAAUUCAGAUUACAGCUUUUGUAAUGAAAUCUUCGUACUAACCGCUAGCAAGGAGUCUAUAAAAACAUGAACAUCAUUUGCAGCUAUCAUAAACCCAUCAUAUCAGUGAAUAUACAGAGAGAGGAAGGUAAGACAAUGAUGCAUUAAACUUAAGUUUAAAAAGUUUAAAAAGUCAUUUUAACCACAAGAGGGCAUCAAAUGCUCCUGUGCAGGGAACUGUUUGAGGUACUGUCCAUGAGAUUAAUGCAAAGUAUAUUUAUGGGUUUUAAUAUAAAACAUAUCUGGAUAUACAUAUAUUUACACAAAAUAAAUGUGUAUUCCACUGGAUGUAUGAUAAAAAGAGGAGGAAACAUGCACUAGUAAAACAAACAGAAUUUUUACCUCAUGAGUAAUGCUUCAACAGUGUGAUAGAGAAGGCAUUAACAAGAAGUGCAAUUCCUGUUGAGCAAAGAUGCAAAAUAUUGUCAUGUAAUCAGAAUUUGAACUGCUGUAACAUCUUCAUCUUUCACUUAUUACGGACUUAAUAUCUUCACACAGACGACCCUUGCUCCAACAGUUUACUUGCUGUUAUUAGGGAAAAAUGUAUUUAAUAUUUCUUACAACAAAUGUAUACACACACACACACACACACACAUGUCCAUCUCAAUAAAUAUGGCCAGAUGCAAAGAAGAAAGGGAAUGCCUAAAUCCUUCGUUUUCCCAGAAGUGAUGAUAUUUUUAUUCUUCCAGCAAUCUGUCAGUCGUAUUCCAUCACUUUGGUUGUGUAACAGAUAUUUCUGACGCUAAUCUGUCAGAUGAAAACAAAAAACACUUCACAUUAUUAGCAAUUCUAGAACUUAGUUUACACUGACUGUUGCUCCUCUCUGGGUUGGUAUUUCAUGUGAAAGAUCUGAUUUCUGCCUUUUUUGGCUACCAUUCCAGGCUCCUUUUCAUUGGUUUUGUUUUUUGGAUCAAUUCCAAAAUCAUAUUUGUAAGACUGGUGGCAUAUUUUCUUGAUAAUUUAUUCUUUGCUGCAUCAUCUGCAACAAAGCAGCAGGUUUAUCAGUGAUGCAUUAUUUUCACUUCAUUGUAAGAGCUGGGAACUAUCUGUUGUAUGAGGGUUACAUCAAAUUUAUCUGUGUAAACAAGGUAAAUAAGUGUUUUGCUUAAAACUAAUCAUUUUGAUUUCUGGCAUCAUAUGUCUAUACUGUACCAAAAGUGUUUAUAUGUCUGCAAAUUAAAGCUAUAUAUUUUCAUAAUAACUUUUUUUCUCUGUGCUAACAUUUUAAUGAUAAAGCAGAGUGCCACUCUGUUUACAAGGAAUUUUUCAUCAUUAUCUAGGUAUUUUCUCUUUUGUUUAUUUUUAAUUUAAUUCAUAGCACAUUAUUAAAAAGCAUAAUACUUCCAAAAAUUAAUACACUCCAAAACUGUUUUUAGGAACCUUAUCCUGCACUCAUUGGAAUCAAUGCCAGGCUCAAAUUGACUUAAAUGGUUCAGUAUCAGGUUCUUGUUUUUUAAAGGUAUGCAGUGCAACUAUAUAUAGAUUUUGAUACAUUCACCCACUUUGGCUACUACCUUACUCCACUGUAGACUCAUUGAAAUCUGCAGGCUAUUUGCUGAGUAAGGUGCUAUUAUCAUGAGUAAGAGGAUCAGAAUCUGGCCCGUAUUUUACCAAACCACAUUAUUAGCAAAAUGAAUUUAUUUUCAGAGGAUUAUUUCAACUAGUUCUUGGUAUUAACAUUUCUAUAAUAAACUCUUAGAACAUUUUUUGUUUGGAAGCAGUUUGAUGGCUGUGUUCCAUGAAAAAAUUAAUUCUACCUGUCAAAUGCUUAUGGUUUAACACCUUGUUUUGUUUCUUUUAAUAUUAUUAAUAUAUGAAAAUGGUAUGUAUCCAUGAAAAUUCAUAUGUCAUGAAAAAGACUGAUUAUUAUCUCAGAAGAAAUAUGACUAAUUCCUUGGAAUUGGGUUCUUUAUUAUACAUUUUGAUGCUUUGGUGGAAAAGUUUACUUCUCCAUACGACAUUUAUUCAGUCUAGUGGCAGGUUAAGCAAAAGAAAAAUAGUAUUUUCUGCAUUGCUUCUGUAUUAUUCAAAUUAGAAGCCUGGUCUCAUUUCCAGUGAAGUCAAUGACAGUUAUACUAUUGACUUAAAUGGAAGCAGGAACAAGGCCCAAACUUUUAAUAACAAAAAACUAAAAUGUAAAAUCAUGGGCCUGAUCCUACAAUCCUUACAUACAGGGCACCAGAUUGUGUGAUUCUUACUCCGGCCUUGUCUACAUGUGGACUUGCACGGAUUGAAUUGAACUUGUUUGUUUAAGAAUGGCUUCUUUUAGUUUAUCUUAAACCUGUUCUUAAUCAAUUUAAGAUAAACCAAAAUGAGCCUGGUUUAAAUGAAAUAAGAGUGUCCACACAGUCGUAUGCACCUGGUUUAAGUAAAUCAGUUUGCAAUCAUACCUUCACUUAGACUAGUGCAACUAUGGGCGGUGAAGUAAAGAUAAGCCUUUGCUUCUUAAAUAGUCCCAUUGACUUUAAUGGGCUGUUUGUGAUGGCAGGUGCUAGUCAGUGUCAGUAAGGUGUCAUAAUCCACCCCAUGAGUAGUCUUCAUGUAGAUAGUCCCACAGAAGAGGAUAACGGGUGAAAGAUUGGAUUCUUUUGGGGUUUUUUUAACUCAAAACUAUGCAAUUGGCAGUAGGUAAAAAAAAGCUACCAGCCAUGCAACAAUUUGGUUAAUCAUACCCAUGACAGAACAAUCAGGUAUUAUCUCAAACUCAUGGCACAGUAGACGUUUUUCAUUUUAAAAAAGAGGGCUUCUAAUUUCCUAGUGUCAGAAUAGUUGAUACCAAUAAUGAGGCACUUUUCUGUAGACCUGGCUGUUGAUAGAAUAUCUUUUACAGAAAUCCCUUUAAUGCAAAAGAGAUUUUUAAUGACUAAAUGGCUAAAGUAACUUAGAUUUGAAGAUAAAAGGCCCAUUUUACUAACACCUUGUGUUAGUGCAGUUGCCAAAAUGUAUGCUAAUCUUGUCAGUGUUGGUAGUUGAGCUGGCAUGAAAAUAAAUGUUCCAUUCAUUCAGAAUCCCAAUAUCCAUUGAACAAUCUGUGAGUGAAUGGGUGCUGUUUCUCCAGUUCAAUAAAAAAUGAGAUGGCCCUAAUCUUUGUGCUGCCAAAGGCACCGUAGCAUUGCAAUGCAAAACAUAUUUGAAUUAAAAUUAGCAAAUAAAGGACAAGAAAUGGGCUGUGAGCCUAGUGGAGGUGAGCAUAGAAAAUCAGUUUGGGUUCUUCUCUUUUUUUUUUUAUUCAUUUGAUCUUUCUAAAGAUAUGGGCGCUCCAUGAGUCUUUGAAGUUAUUGUUUUCAUGCAAAAUUAGCUAAACGCUGUCUGUUUUAAUAUCAGUAAGGGAUGAGUUCUGAAAGUGUGGCAAUGAGAAGUAGAGCAUUUUGCUUCCCCCCCCCCCCCAGUCUAACAUUGAAACGCUAUUUUAUCUGAUAGCCUAUGCAGGCUUCAAGGCUCAAAUGUAUGACUAUGUCUACAAAGUCAGAUCCAAAGCCCAGUGAAGUCAAUGCCAAAACUACUUUUGACUUCAAUGAAGCACUCUUAAUUUUUCAGUCUGGGAAGAUUUAAUGAAAAUACCCUAAUUCAAAAACAUGAACAGGUUAAUUCCCUACUAGCCUUUCACUCUGGAGACUCACAUUCAAAGUGGUCAAAAGAGAAAUGAAUUUCCUGGUUUGAGUUCAUCUUAGCUCUCAAUGAACAGUGGCCUGCAUUACAAAAACAACCUGCAAUUUGGCAUAAUUUGACAUAAAUGGCACUUCCAGCUCAAAAAAAGUCAGUAAUAGAAACUUCAGGGUGUUUCUUUCCAAGGUGCAUUGGCAGAGCUGUGCAAUGGAGCUUGUACAGUGACUGCUACCUGCUCUGUACUGUGCUUGUCACCAGUUUAGUUUCUAGCAAUCAUUCAUUUUCAUAUGCAUUAAUAUUUACAAAAUUAACUUACAGUUAAAAACAAUACAUCAAAAUACACAGUGACUCCACUGAAACAGACAUUUGCUUCACGCUUGUCUUCAACUAAGCUGGAGUUUGGACAGUUGAGAAAAUUCAUGUCCUUUAUUACUAAAAGAAGAAAAGUUGAGAAAAUUCAUGUCCUUUAUUACUAUCUUUAAAUUAGAUGUCUUGUGAAAUUUUAAUGGAAGCCACAGGUACUCAGCACCUUUAGGAUUAGCCUAUCAGUUUAACAGGACUUCUCACAGGAUUAAGGAUUACUCGUGUGAAUAAAAGUUGCACGGUUGAUCUUUCUACUUUAUUAAAAAUUAGUCUU
Dermochelys coriacea (leatherback sea turtle) is the source of this 7622-nucleotide messenger RNA. It is a transcript of the gene PCDH20, whose product is annotated as protocadherin 20. Bases 45 to 3188 code for a protein of 1047 amino acids. The transcript has 2 exons. The record is from RefSeq and is a predicted model, not a curated record. Gene Ontology annotation, biological process: homophilic cell-cell adhesion. NCBI's taxonomy places the organism in Eukaryota, Metazoa, Chordata, Testudines, Dermochelyidae. Gene Ontology annotation, molecular function: calcium ion binding. Gene Ontology annotation, cellular component: plasma membrane.